AUGACAGAGGGCUUGACCUUUUCAAAGCGUAGCUCUAGAGCCAAUCCCAUAGAUGCAACCUUCGACAUCACAUUAUGGCCGAAUAUUGCCGAAGAAAACUGCUUUGCCAUGCUCUGCCUUCAAAAUGGGAACCGGGUUUACCAAAGAGUCUCUACGUCGAGUGCAGCCGAUGAUAACCGCCGUGAUUCUGGGGCAGAUUUCCGGCCAUUUAGGGCUGCUCAAUUAGCAAGCCGUCACACCAGUCAGAUAAACCCAACUACCGUCAGCGCAGAAGAGUUUCCAUGGGCGAGUACAAGACAAGGAGGUGCAACUGCCUACGUAUUCCCAGCCACAGUAGCCGAACAAAGCCGUCUACACGGAGCUCAAGGAACCGCUAUCAAUAGUGGCUAUGUACGUUCUGGAGUGGGUUUCGACGACUACUUUAGGAUCACAUUCACACCAGCCAACCUCUUUGGCCAAUAUUGCACUGCUCUACAUGCAAAUCCUCCAGAUACAUCAAUCUGCGGCAGAGAACCAACACAAACUCUUUUCGGUACCACAGGUAUUAACAUCGCCAAUUUCGCAUAUCAAGUCGUGAGAUCUGGAGCAGUCCCUUUUGCUUUUAUGCAUGUGGCUGGUGCCAACAAUGGAAAGAUCACAAAGCGGCAGCAAGACUUUGAUGUCGCAGGCAUUCUUGAGGCUGCUGAGGAUAUUAAGAACUGA
Molecule: messenger RNA, 702 nt
Organism: Talaromyces amestolkiae
Lineage: Eukaryota; Fungi; Ascomycota; Eurotiomycetes; Eurotiales; Trichocomaceae
Exons: 4
Coding region: 1-702 (233 amino acids)
Source: RefSeq, a predicted model, not a curated record